AUGGACUCGUUCCUACCACGUUUAAGAAGUUGCAGCUAUAACCGCAACUAUAUAAAUAACAACUUAGAAAACAAGCAAGUUGAAAAAGACGAAGUUAUAGAAAACAUCAAUAAAGAUAUCAGGAAAAAAAAUAAUUCUGACAAAGCUUGCUAUAACAUAUUAAAUGGUAAUUAAAAUCAAAACUUAAACUCUAAUGAUGCUGAAUUCAAAAAGGAAGUAGAAUUUGCACUAAAUACUUAACGCACUGCUAGUGUCGGAAGAAAAAGAAUUAUGUAAAGAUAAGACGUAAAUUCGAAUAGUAACUAACUCUUUAAAAUGCUUUCAACCUAAAAAUCUCAAGAAGUCAAAUCAAUCGAAAGUCAAAGACACAAAAUUCAAGAUAAAAUCCACUAACGCAACAACAACACUUCCAACAAUUAACAGAAUGAGAACUCUAUAAAUGGAGGAACCAGCAGAUAAAGCAACUAAACUCUCUCCAGCAUACUUAAAAAUAGCUUUUUGAAAUACCCUCAUUAAGUUGCUCCUUAAAAUUAACAAUAGAACUAUUUCUGCUCAGAUGAUUAGAUUAAAAUUAAUAGUGUGAGCAACAACCCUAACAGCGCUAACGCUAACAGCAGUAGCAAUAAUAACACUGCUAAUGCAUCUAAUAACGAACACGCAGAUUAAGUUUAUUAAUAUUAUACAGGGUUUGAGAGUGAGAAUAACUCUAACUAGUGCCCUCCCAUCAUUAAUAAGAACUCUCUCAAUAAAAAUUAAUUCUACGACUAAAAGAAUACUGGAAAGAAUUCUUACUAAGAUAGUAGUAGUGCAUACAAUGAAUUUUUACCCGAUUGUAAUAGUGGUAAUAAUUAAAACGGAAACAACACUAACGCUGUCUAAAAGUAAUAAGAAGCAAAUUCCUCAUCAACAGCAUCUUCUCGCAAUGAAUCUGAUAAUUAAUAUUAACAAUUCUGCACAUCUUUACCUUCUCAGCGCUAUCAUUAGCAUAAAUUCAUUGCAUCAGUUGAAAGAAAUCACUAAAAUAAAAUUCAUUAAGAAACUCCUCCUAAGGAAGUAAAAUAUUAUGACUUGAAUAGCUGCUCAAGAAGUAAGAUUUAAAGCAAUAAAAAAAGCUGGAAUAUCAGAAGUACUUCUUAAAAUUACCAUUUAUACAAUCCUAAUACAAACACCACUAAGAAAAUCGGAAACAACGCUACCGAAAAUAAUAAUUAAUCAGUUGGUACAGUUGUUCCUACUGUAACUGCUUCACCUACAUAGUAGGCUCUGAACACAGCUGGCGGAGUAUUUUUUAGCUCCAAGCUCUACUAAAACAACCAAAUUAUCACAUAGACUAUCCCUGCUAUGUAAGAAAGCAUCGAAUAUAAUUAAUAUAAAGUUAAUCAUACUAAAAGACAUUCAGCUGCUUUAACAACAAAUAACGAAACUAUUACUAAUUAUCAAUCUCACAAUGAACCCUCUUGCGAAAGAACUUAUCACCAUGAAAAGGGAAAUCAAAAGAGUGUUGUAAUGAAGAUUGGAAAGAAAAUGAUAAAAAUAUUGAACCCCUAUAAAAACAUAGUGGAAAGCAAGAAUAACUAGUCUGUUGAAUCAAACAACAGAAUUUGCAAGAAAGAAAAUGCUGAAUUAAUGAAUUGCUAAAAUAAUUGCUUCAAUAGUACUCAAAUUACUCCUAAAAAGAGCAGAAUAGCAAAUUUAGAUUAUAUUGAAGAAGCUUAAAAGGUGCAAGAUCAAAUUAUGAUUAUGAAUCAAGAUCAGGAUAAUUAGACAAUCCCUACUACUCCCUCGAAAUUAAAAUAGAAUCCCUUUAGUUAACAUUACACUCAAAAUUAAUAAUAGCAAUAGGAUCUAGGAAAGAAGGAUAAAAUUAGGGAUAUUAAUAAAAAACUUGAGAUUCUCAAUAUGAAUAUCAAAAAAAGACAAAUGAAUAACUAUAAUAGCGAAAAAACUACCGACUCCUCUUCUAAAGAAAAUGAAAUUAAUACCAAAACCGCUUAUUAAACUGAUUCCAAUGAGGAAAAUACUCAGGAAGAUGAAGACUUGAGAGUAAAAAAAUAAGCCGAAAUUAUUAAUCAAAUUCAAAAUAGUGACAAUCUAUUCCCCUCUACCAAAUGUAAUGUAAAUAAAAAAUAUCUGAUAGUCAAACAAAAUAAAUUUAUUAAUUAAUGUUUCUAAUCUCCAUUUUUAAAACCUACUACUGUCUCAAAGAAAAGAAUAUAAAAUGAAUAACCACAAAAUAUUUGUAAGCUUAAUGACAUAAUAACCAUCAUGAGCGAAUCUCAAGACUCCUUUAAUCUUGACGAUUAAAUGUCAGUAAUCGGUGGAAAUUGCAAUAAUCCUUCCUUAGCUUCUACUAUAAAGAGUAUAGUCUAAGAAAUGGCUGUCUGA
Tetrahymena thermophila SB210 is the source of this 2385-nucleotide messenger RNA. RefSeq lists its product as hypothetical. The transcript has 2 exons. NCBI's taxonomy places the organism in Eukaryota, Ciliophora, Oligohymenophorea, Hymenostomatida, Tetrahymenidae. The record is from RefSeq and is a predicted model, not a curated record.